UAUAUGCUGCCCCCUGCUGCAAACAUAUUAAAAAAAAAAGAGGCAACAGGACUGAACACGCAGAAGGCAAACCUCUUAUCACUUGCUGCAUGAGGCGUCAUAAUUGACUAGCGUUGCUAAUAAUCGUGCACGAUCAAGCACGCCAGACGGAGAAGAGAAUCAGCCGGAAAAAGUUUCUUAUCGGUGAACAGGCAAACGAAGUGAAGGAGUCUAACCUCAAAAGGAGGUCAGGAUACGCCCAACAGCCGAAGCACCAAAAACAAGCCACCCGGAUUGAACAGCUCGUUGACGGGUGGAGUUUCUGCCCAGCCGUGAGAAGGAGCGCUUGAGCUCCUUCCCUUGAAGUCCUGGGGGGGAGUCGAGUCCUGCUGCGCCGUCUCCCGAGAGACUAGAAUGCAAAACAUUUCACGUCACAAUGCCACAUAGAACAUCGGUUCUCUGAGCAGCCCUUGGCGUUUUAAAGGGGCCAUCUGAGGUGCAGUGAGAGAGAAUUGGCGCGCGGAUUAUGGAAGGAUUUUCUCAGACCUCACGGAAAAAUCGGGCUGAUGAGGAAGGCAAUGAUCCAGAUAGCAAAGAUACUGGAAAAGGAAGUUCAUCUUCUGAAGCUGAUAAUUCUGAUAAUGUACCGGAAGAUAAUGUGACAAUUCCAGAGCAGGAGAGUCGAAAGAUGGAGUUGCAUGAAAUCACAGAAGAGUCACAAGUAGCUACAGGUUCAGAAGAUCACCCAGGAGGAGUUACAAGUGCAAUUCCCAUACCUUCAACUAGUUCUUCCAAAGAAAUCAAAGUAGGAGAAAUUAGUGGUUGUCCAGAUAAGAGAUCAGAUAGAGCUUCUUCAGAGAGAAAAAUGGAGUUGUCUUCCCCAAGUUCCACAGAGACAUCAACAUCAAGCACAGGAAAAACCAAGAGCUUUCCAAGGAUUUUGGGAGGAGUUCGGAGAGAAAGUGAAAUCAGCAGGGAAAUAUUGGACACCAUUGUCGAUAUGCCUCAGCGACCCUUAGAAAUAUCUGUCUCAAUGCAGACAGAUGCAAGUUGGAUUCAUGACCACAUCUAUAUGAGAAAGGCUCCCCUUUCAGCUCCAAAGGAGCACCAAGAAGAGGUUCCUCCCGAGAAUGAUAUCUAUGCUGUUGUGCCCCAAGAUCUCAGCUGCUUAGAAAUUUUAUGCGACACAGAGUUUAGAGAAGACUUCUUAAAACUGUUUCAAGAAUCUCUGCAGACACUUUCCAGUGUUGGCCCACCUACUAUUAUAGCUUAUAGACCAGAGUCAUCAAGAGCAGAUAUUCACAUUGAGGCUCAGAAGGAAACCCUAGAAACCUGUGAAUUUUGUGGCAGCCCCAUAAAAUACUUUCCUUCAUUUGAAAGUCUGGAACACAUAGCAGAAUGGGGAAAUCUUUUCUGUUGCCAGCAAUGCCGGGAGCUUCAUGAGUUCAUUGUCAGUGAAAAAAGUCGCUAUCCAGAGAAAAUGGAGAUGAUUGAUAUUGCCCCUCAUAAGGCCCAUGGAAGUCAAGCUGACCGAGAACGGGCAAAAGAAAGAGCUCGACAAAGGCUCAGGGAGAGACAAAUGGCAAAACAAAUUGCCUUCAUGGCUGUAGAAGCAGAAAAGAGUGCAUUUCCAAUACAUCUCCCUGAAUAUAAUAAACAGCUUAAAACAAUUUCCUUCUUCCUGUCUCAAGAGACACCUUCUUCAGCAAGAAUUUUUUCACCAGUAAUUAAAGAAGCAGAGAUUGUGGACAAUACAUACAGCAUCUCUUGCUGUGAUUUCACUAUUGCAGGUGGAAAGUUGGUGAAAAACCAGUUCAUUCAACAGUACUACAAAAAUGGUGUGAAGUUCCUUACCAUGUUUCCAGAUGGCACUGCACAAAUAUUCUAUCCAUCUGGAAAUCUGGCCAUUAUUGUUGUACAGAAGAAUGAAAAUGCAGGGUACAUUUGUAUAGUCCAAGAAGAUAAGUGCGAGAAGCCUGAAAUCCAGGCAGUAUUUGACUCCUGUGGGAAAGGAACUUGCUAUCAUCCAAACCAAAUUGUAUGGAUAAAUAUUACUAUUCGAGGAGGACAUUACUCAGAUCAAGCUGGCAACAAAGUGAAAACAUGGAUUUGGCCCAAUAAUUUACAGAAACACAAUCCCCGUGUAACAUUUAAGCCCAUCUUUCUGUCCUUGAACCUUAAUGUUGGUGUCAGGAUACUCAGGCAAGAUAAAAUUGCCAUUUCUUUUCUUGCAAUGGGAAAACAAGCAAAAAUCAAUGUAGGAACCAAAGUCCAGCCACUUGCUGAACACCUUCCAUGGCCAAAGUACAUAGCUGAAGAUGACCUUCUGCUCUUCGCCAAUAGAUUAAAGAUUCUUCGCAUCUUUGCUAAACUGAAUAGAUAUUUAGACUUUCCUGCCAGUGACUGGUGGACUAAACUGGAGCUCCCUUCAUUUCUUUUGAAACAGACUUCGAAGUUAAUACAUCUUUGUAAAGAAUGUGAAAUAGACUGUGCUCUGGAUAAGUUAAUAAUGGCAAUACUAAAUUCACCAGUUUGAUCAACAGCUGAUAGUUGAUUGAUGUUGACUGAAUAGGGUUAAAGUCACUUGCUUGUUUAAAAUAUUUAAUAUUAAUCUGUUGAAUUCUGUAAGCAAAUUUAUUUAUAUUUAAUAUUUAUGUAUUCGUAAAGUAUACUAUAUAUGGGUAUCUUCUUGAAUGUUUGUUGCAUUGGAAAAUAUAAAUAUGAAGAAAACUUUAAUAAGAAAAUUGAAUUAUAUGCCAUAGGAUUCAGUAACUAUUCAUAAAACUCUAGAUCCACUUUGCUAUGGUUAAAAGAAAUCAUAAGCUUUUUAUGACCAUACUUUUAUACUAACCCACAUAAUUCAUCUGUUUUUUUUUCAUUUCUCCAUAUCUUUAAGCAAGAUAAUAAAUAAAACAGAAUGGUUGGGAUGAGGAAGGGGAUGGUCAAGCCACUGGCUUGCAUUUAGUUACAAUAUGGAUGGAAUUAGAUCCUACCAGGCAGUCAAAUUACACAUAAGAGUUUUGUAAAAACUGCUGGGGGAAAAAAAUGUUGUUCCCACUAUCUGAAAUCAAACCAUCCAGUUGUUAUUCAGACUCAUAUCCAUCUUUAGGGAAAAUACCUAAUGUACCUUUAUUAAAUGUAAAAGCAAUAGAGAAAAGGGUAUCCUUUAUAUUAAUAAUACUGUCUUGUUGAUAAACAACACUAGUCUUGAUAUAUUAACAAAGUUUUAUCUACUACACUUGGAGGAAACUAUUUUCUAGGAUGUAUGUUCCAGGGUCAGAAAAUAAAACUUCCCGUAUAUAAUGCUGGUGCUGAUAUCUUCCAAACUGCAGAAUACUUAUUAUCAUAAAAAUGAAAUACUCUUCACAAUCACUUGACCCCCAUUUCAUGACUUGUAAUGGUUCUAUUAGCAUAGGUAAAUUCCAUAUAUAUAUAUAUUAUGUUAUGUUAGCUAUGUUAAUUCUUGUUUAUCUUCUGAUCUCUCCUUUUCCUUUUGAGCUAAUGGACUAUUGGAAACAAUGUGUAUAAUAAAUUAUACCCUCCGAUGACCAGACAGUCCAUUGUUUUAAUUCCUGAAUUAAAACAAUGUAAUUGAGCAAUAUGGUAAAACAGCAGCAAAAAUGAUAGGACAUAUAAUUAAAAGGUGGAGCUGGGAUGGCUGUUACUUACUUACAUCAAAAUAACUCUAGCAAGAUAUCUAUGUUAAUAAAGCACUCUAAAAGCACAAUUAUAUAUCAAAAUACUUUACAUUUCCAUGGAUGCUUCCUUAGAUGUAAGCUUCAUUUAAAUCAAUGUGGUUUGUUUUUGAGUAGGAUGUACUAGUAUGAGAAGUUCAAUAUUUUAUCUAGAAUAGAAUAGAAUAGAAUAGAAUAGAAUAGAAUAGAAUUUUUAUUGGCAAGUGUGAUUGGACACACAAGGAAUUUGUCUUGGUGCAUAUGCUCUCAGUGUACAUAAAAGAAAAGAUACGUUCAUCAAGGUACAACAUUUACAACACAAUUGAUGGUCAAUAUAUCAAUAUAAAUCAUAAGGAUUGCCAGCAACAAGUUAUAGUCAUACAGUCAUAAGUGGAAAGAGAUUGGUGAUGGGAACUAUGAAACGAUUAAUAGUAGUGCAGAUUCAGUAAAUAGUCUGACAGUGUUGAGGGAAUUAUUUGUUUAGCAGAGUGAUGGCCUUCGGAAAAAAACUGUUCUUGUGUCUAGUUGUUC
Messenger RNA from Ahaetulla prasina, 4184 nucleotides. RefSeq names its product glutamate rich 6 (gene ERICH6). NCBI's taxonomy places the organism in Eukaryota, Metazoa, Chordata, Lepidosauria, Squamata, Colubridae. The record is from RefSeq and is a predicted model, not a curated record. The coding region runs from base 506 to 2515 and encodes 669 amino acids. The transcript has 18 exons.